This is a messenger RNA of Fusarium coffeatum, 1104 nucleotides long. RefSeq lists its product as uncharacterized. The record is from RefSeq and is a predicted model, not a curated record. Lineage: Eukaryota; Fungi; Ascomycota; Sordariomycetes; Hypocreales; Nectriaceae. Bases 1 to 1104 code for a protein of 367 amino acids. The transcript has a single exon.
AUGCCUAACCAUGUUGUCCUGGCAUCAGGUGCCGUAGUCGCCGUUUCGGUCGCUGUCGCCACCGCUGUUGCCAUCUUCGAGUCGCCUGAAGUGCGAAGAUACGCCGACGAUGUUCGCCGCAGGAUAGCUAUGGCCCUGCACCAUAUGGGUGAAGGCAUCGAACCUCCCCAUCGCGAGCCAAGAUUUAACAGACCUGAGGAUGCCGAUGGGUUUCUCGAGUCUCGUGGUGGUGCUGAGAACGGUGUCGACGCCGACGAGGAAACUCGCCGAAGACAACGUGAGGAAUUGCUCUACUGGAACUCGGUCAUGUUAGAGAAGCAAGAGAAGGAUCGAAACGAAAAAGACGACACAAAAUCAGCUAGCGAAUUAUCACGACGAGGCUCUUCUUUCGACGAUUUCCUUCGUCAGGAUGAUGGUGCUGAAAAGGGAACAUAUGUCUUUAACACUGGAGCUGAUACCCGAGCUACUGAUGAGGGUCUGCGACGUCGUGGCGAUGGUCCCCGCGGUUUCACUUCUCUCUACACCAACCCUUUUGCCGACGAACACCACAUCGGCCAGGACGAGAUUAACGAUGAGCCUGAGCAGCCCCGUCAAAUCUCUCCUGCCGCCGAUGAAGUUUCCGAUAUUUACAGCGCUACUACCCAGGACAAGGACGAGCAGAAGCCCAUUGCCGCUCUCAUUGAUGCCGACCCCACCCCCGCCCGCUCCGAGUCUGCCUCCACCGCCACCCUUGAGCGAGAGAUCGGCGUUGACGAAUACAUGACCGCCGGCCAGGAGAACCGCGAUGAGGCCUACGCUUCCAUUCAGGCCUGGGCGCAAAAUGCCAGCACCGACUUUUACUCACCUCUUCCCGUUACUCCUUCCGCUCCCAUGUCCGAGCCUGAGAUGAUCAGCGACGAUGGCAUGUUGACUCCUACCGAUUCUGUUUCUCUUGUUGGCUCCGGCGAGGAUGUCGCCAACGAUGCGCAAUCAUCUCACGCCGGCGAGACUGGCCGACCCUACGAUGUCAUGAGUGAGAGCUCUGGCAUGGCUACACCUGCCAGCUGGUCUGAGGUUGGCAGCGUUAUCAGCGAAAGUGAUGCUCCCGUUCCUGUUCGCCAAUAA